Molecule: messenger RNA, 11778 nt
Organism: Leishmania mexicana MHOM/GT/2001/U1103
Lineage: Eukaryota; Euglenozoa; Kinetoplastea; Trypanosomatida; Trypanosomatidae
Exons: 3
Coding region: 1-11778 (3925 amino acids)
Source: RefSeq, a predicted model, not a curated record
AUGCUCUACGCGGCAUCUACCACAGCGGCGCGGCGGCCACGGCUUGCCGAGCCACGCCCGAUGCCCACUGCCGCAUCGCCGCCGGGUCGCACACCCGUCGGCUCGCUAGGUGAGUCAGCACCGCGCGCGGCGGGCGGUCCCUCCGAGCCGCACCACAGGCCCCACCGCAGUCGACCUCGGCGAUCGGUGUCGCCCGUCUUGUCUCGACAGGACGUUCUGAAGGCAGUGAACAACCGCCUGGAGCACACCGCCCAGUUUAUCUCUCCUGGCUCCGUUGUUGUGUACGAGUUCCUUAGCGAUGCACAGGAGUGGCACUGGGCGUUGGGGACGGUGCAGCAGGUCCACACGCACACUGUCACACUAGCGGAGUGGAGCUGCCAGCAAGGCGGCGCGAACGAUGGAGUGAUGCAAGCACUGAAAAAUGAGAGGAGUCGGGUCCAGCAAGAGCUAGAAGAUCACCAGGCAACUAUCCUCGCCCUCCGGGCAGAGCUUGGCGCUGUGCGCACGCGCAACGAGGCUGACAUGAACGCCACCCGAGAGGCCAUCGAGGCGCGUCGCCGCGAGUUGGAGGCAAGAGAAAGUGCGUUUCGUGUAUGUCGUCAACGCGGCGUGCCUCUUCAACGCACCCACAAAGACGGGUACGGCACCGCUGACGAGAGCGACAACGCCGACGGUGUUUUUGCGGCGGUACUGCGAGCGGCCCUGAGCAUUGUGGAGGACUACGUCCCCGCUACGCCACUUCCAUGGCCCGAAGUGUGGGCCACCGUCAGUGACCCGCACUUCCUGCAUCGCUGUAUCGACUAUGACGUCGGCUACGACAUGAGUUUCCAGCAGUAUGACGAUAUUGAAGCGCGCUUCUUUGGCUCCGGUGCCAUCACAGAGGCGAAGGUGCACAGAGCCAUGGCCUCGAUGGAACAACGGAUGCCCGACGCCGCCGAACUCCUCUGUACUAUUGCGAACUGGGUCUUUACGCAGAUCGCCGCCUUCCGUGUGUAUCAGCAGUGCGCCAGCACGCAGUCCCACGCUGACGUACUCCAGCAGCGACUCACGCAUCAUGUGAACGCGCUUAAGGCGGCCGCUAGAAAACUGCGUCAAGUGCAAGCGCAGCUGCGCGUGUUCAGUGGCGCCCCGGGCACCUCACGCAGCGCCACAAGCUCUGAUGUGCAGUUCACGUUCGUUCCUGCACAAGGAAUUUCCACAGAGGUGCUUCGCUGCGCUAUUAUUUGCCCAGCUCCAUCGAACUCGCGGCGGCACCCAGGAACGCGAGUAACAGCAGCACAGACGACAGCGGCGUCUGGCGAAUUGAAGUCACCAUCCUCGACAGGCAAAGGUGCUGGGACGAUGACCGUGACGACGUCGUCGUCAGGGCAUCCGUCGUUGAAUCUCGACGCCUUAGGCAAUCGUCAUCUCGUCGGCAGCGCGGCUGCCCCUUCUGACUCCACAAGGUCACCACACCAUCAUGGGGAACAGGUGCAGCCGACACCUUGCCCUCCAUCUGCUUCUGCCAUUCCUGUCCCAAACGCGGCAACGGAGGUUGUCUUGCUGGGCCACGAGGAGCUCGAGGAGAUAGCUGCACGUGCGGUGCACGCUCGACCCGAGCUGUAUCAAGCCGUGGAUGAUCUCCUGCAAGAAUGUGGUCACCAUCAGCGGGAUGCACACCACGCACGUGCGCUGGUCUCCGAACGUGCUGAUCGACGCCGAGGACGACGCGAGACGGCAAAGUUGCACGCUGAAAGCUUCGCAACGGCUGCAGCUUGGGGCGCGGCCCCCGGGCCCACUACCGUCUCCAGCGGCCCCUCUACCUCGGUGACGCUGCCGACCUCUCAUAGCAGCCCUGUUGCAGCCGCACAAAACGUGCCAACUAUGUUGUCUCUCCCCGGAUCAAAGGACGCAGCGAGCCAGAGCGACGAUGAGGAUGGGGUGUACGAAGAAGAGGCCGACGCACGCGCGUUUCAAGCAGCUCUGCUGGGGCUCCAACGACAGCUACAGGAGGCACGGCGCGAGAAUGAGCAACUACAGCGGAUGCUGCUGCGCGAGACGGAUCGACACGGGGCCGUAGAGGCUGAGCUGCAGCGGCAACUGCGGGACGCUCGCGCCGAUCAUGAAGACGCGAAAAACAGAGAGGCUGACGCGACAAUACGCGCAGAGGCGUUGCAGGCCGAGUGCGAAGACCUCGAUCGCAACAUGGGUCACGCAACAAGCCGCAUCAGUGCCUUGGAGAACGAGUUAGGUGCUCUUCUGUCGAAGCUUUGUAGCGGUGGCUCCGCUGCCCCAGCUUCACCAGCCGAGACCUCCACUAAGGCCGAUGAACGCGCCACUGAUGUGAGCAGCCGCGUUGCCGAACUAGAAGCUGAGUUGGCAUGGCUACGCAGCAGCAGAGAGCGAUGGAUGCCAGAUCGCUCGAAGUGCUCUGAUCCCGCUGACGGCGUCGUGACCACUCACCACCACAAGCGCCUCAAUGGUAGCGGCUGGUGUGACGUACUGCAGCGACAUCCUGCCGAGCUUCGCCGUGCUGCAGCCACCGACGCGGCAGCGGUCUGCCACGUAGUGGCCGCUGCUGUUACCGGGGUGCACUUCUCAGAUGACGGUAGUCGUGUCGAGUUCUACGUGGAACAUCCUCGCCAGGUGACCAAGCGUCAGCUAGAUGCUCGCAUCCACGACACGCCAUUCUACGAGUGCGAGUACAUGCUCCACCACUGCUCCAGCCCAAAAACCGGAGAGGACAUCUUAGCGCAGCAGCUGGCGCAGAGAAACGCCACCAUCGCGGACCUAGAAAUCCAACUUGCCAACGUGUCAUCGAUGCCUGCUCCACUUCAACCUUCACCUGCGGACCGCACUCAGCAGGAGGACCUCCUCCAUCUGAGGGAGCAGCUGCGCAGAGCUUCUGAGGAGAUCGAGGAGCUGAACUUUUACGAUGAGCGCCGGAAGAAGAGUGGCAAUGGUGAGGCUGUCGUGACAACGCACGCCGUGAAGUUACCAGGUGAGGACUGGAGCGUCGUUGUGCAGGAGCACCCUGAGGCGCUCCGGGAGGCCUUCGUUGCAGAUGUGAGCCAUGCAGGUCACGUGAACCGCGGCGAUGUGGAGCACAUCGCGUUUGGGAUGGGGAGCCUUUUGGCUACGGUGAGAGUACAACACGACGCUGAUGUCACCAUGAUGGAGAUGGACCGCCGUUUGCAAGAGUACGACUACCCCUUGACGAUGGAGCUGUACCGGCUGCGCCACGGACCAAAGCGCGGAGCUGACGCGGCGCUUGCGACCGUCGCCAAGCGAGACACGGAGAUCGCUGACCUGAGGGAGCAGCUGCGCGGAGCGAUGCGAGAAGCUGCAGCCAGCAGCGAGAUUUGUACCGCUCUGGAGAAGCAAGUAGAGGAAGCUGCACUGGAGAUCCGGGAACUCAGAGAGCAGCUUGCCAUCACGCAGCUUCGGCGAGAGGCACUGGAUGCCGAGUGCGCUGAGCUCGAGCAGGAUCUCCUCGACGUAGAGAGUUCUCGUGAGGCGAAUGUAUGGAAGCGCCGGGAGGCGUUGGAAGACCGUGGUAUUAGUCACUCAGCCAAGGACGCCGAGAUGGCUGACCUGAGGGAGCAGCUGCGUGAGGCCGAGGAGCGCGCGAGGGACGUGGAGGCGCAGCAGUCCGACAGGGACGCCGAGAUGGCUGACCUGAGGGAGCAGCUGCGUGAGGCCGAGGAGCGCGCGAGGGACGUGGAGGCGCAGCAGUCCGACAGGGACGCCGAGAUUGAGCGUGUGAAGGAGCUUCUCAGCGGAGCGAUGCGAGAAGCUGCAGCCAGCAGCGAGAUUUGUACCGCUCUGGAGAAGCAAGUAGAGGAAGCUGCACUGGAGAUCCGGGAACUCAGAGAGCAGCUCGCCGUCACCCAGGUUCGGCGAGAGGCACUGGAUGCCGAGUGCGGUGAGCUCGAGCAACAGCUCCGUGAUGUUCAGAGUAGUGUUCUGGAGCGGCGGGAGGCGGUGGAAGACCGUGGUAUUAGUCACUCAGCCAAGGAUGCCGAGGUGGCUGACCUGAGGGAGCAGCUGCGCAGAGCUUCUGAGGAGGAGGAAGCUGCACUGGAGAUCCGGGAACUCAGAGAGCAGCUCGCCAUCACGCAGCUUCGGCGAGAGGCACUGGAUGCCGAGUGCGCUGAGCUCGAGCAGGAUCUCCUCGACGUAGAGAGUUCUCGUGAGGCGAAUGUAUGGAAGCGCCGGGAGGCGUUGGAAGACCGUGGUAUUAGUCACUCAGCCAAGGACGCCGAGAUGGCUGACCUGAGGGAGCAGCUGCGUGAGGCCGAGGAGCGCGCGAGGGACGUGGAGGCGCAGCAGUCCGACAGGGACGCCGAGAUGGCUGACCUGAGGGAGCAGCUGCGUGAGGGCGAGGAGCGUGCGAGGGAUGUGGAGGCGCAGCAGUCCGACAGGGACGCCGAGAUGGCUGACCUGAGGGAGCAGCUGCGUGAGGCCGAGGAGCGCGCGAGGGACGUGGAGGCGCAGCAGUCCGACAGGGACGCCGAGAUGGCUGACCUGAGGGAGCAGCUGCGUGAGGCCGAGGAGCGCGCGAGGGACGUGGAGGCGCAGCAGUCCGACAGGGACGCCGAGGUGGCUGACCUGAGGGAGCAGCUGCGUGAGGCCGAGGAGCGCGCGAGGGACGUGGAGGCGCAGCAGUCCGACAGGGACGCCGAGGUGGCUGACCUGAGGGAGCAGCUGCGUGAGGCCGAGGAGCGCGCGAGGGACGUGGAGGCGCAGCAGUCCGACAGGGACGCCGAGGUGGCUGACCUGAGGGAGCAGCUGCGUGAGGCCGAGGAGCGCGCGAGGGACGUGGAGGCGCAGCAGUCCGACAGGGACGCCGAGAUGGCUGACCUGAGGGAGCAGCUGCGUGAGGGCGAGGAGCGUGCGAGGGACGUGGAGGCGCAGCAGUCCGACAGGGACGCCGAGAUGGCUGACCUGAGGGAGCAGCUGCGUGAGGCCGAGGAGCGCGCGAGGGACGUGGAGGCGCAGCAGUCCGACAGGGACGCCGAGAUGGCUGACCUGAGGGAGCAGCUGCGUGAGGCCGAGGAGCGCGCGAGGGACGUGGAGGCGCAGCAGUCCGACAGGGACGCCGAGGUGGCUGACCUGAGGGAGCAGCUGCGUGAGGCCGAGGAGCGCGCGAGGGACGUGGAGGCGCAGCAGUCCGACAGGGACGCCGAGAUGGCUGACCUGAGGGAGCAGCUGCGUGAGGGCGAGGAGCGUGCGAGGGAUGUGGAGGCGCAGCAGUCCGACAGGGACGCCGAGAUGGCUGACCUGAGGGAGCAGCUGCGUGAGGCCGAGGAGCGCGCGAGGGACGUGGAGGCGCAGCAGUCCGACAGGGACGCCGAGAUGGCUGACCUGAGGGAGCAGCUGCGUGAGGCCGAGGAGCGCGCGAGGGACGUGGAGGCCCAGCAGUCCGACAGGGACGCCGAGAUGGCUGACCUGAGGGAGCAGCUGCGUGAGGCCGAGGAGCGCGCGAGGGACGUGGAGGCGCAGCAGUCCGACAGGGACGCCGAGAUGGCUGACCUGAGGGAGCAGCUGCGUGAGGCCGAGGAGCGCGCGAGGGACGUGGAGGCCCAGCAGUCCGACAGGGACGCCGAGAUGGCUGACCUGAGGGAGCAGCUGCGUGAGGCCGAGGAGCGCGCGAGGGACGUGGAGGCGCAGCAGUCCGACAGGGACGCCGAGAUGGCUGACCUGAGGGAGCAGCUGCGUGAGGCCGAGGAGCGCGCGAGGGACGUGGAGGCGCAGCAGUCCGACAGGGACGCCGAGAUGGCUGACCUGAGGGAGCAGCUGCGUGAGGGCGAGGAGCGCGCGAGGGACGUGGAGGCCCAGCAGUCCGACAGGGACGCCGAGAUGGCUGACCUGAGGGAGCAGCUGCGUGAGGCCGAGGAGCGCGCGAGGGACGUGGAGGCGCAGCAGUCCGACAGGGACGCCGAGAUGGCUGACCUGAGGGAGCAGCUGCGUGAGGCCGAGGAGCGCGCGAGGGACGUGGAGGCCCAGCAGUCCGACAGGGACGCCGAGAUGGCUGACCUGAGGGAGCAGCUGCGUGAGGCCGAGGAGCGCGCGAGGGACGUGGAGGCGCAGCAGUCCGACAGGGACGCCGAGAUUGAGCGUGUGAAGGAGCUUCUCAGCGGAGCGAUGCGAGAAGCUGCAGCCAGCAGCGAGAUUUGUACCGCUCUGGAGAAGCAAGUAGAGGAAGCUGCACUGGAGAUCCGGGAACUCAGAGAGCAGCUCGCCGUCACCCAGGUUCGGCGAGAGGCACUGGAUGCCGAGUGCGGUGAGCUCGAGCAACAGCUCCGUGAUGUUCAGAGUAGUGUUCUGGAGCGGCGGGAGGCGGUGGAAGACCGUGGUAUUAGUCACUCAGCCAAGGAUGCCGAGGUGGCUGACCUGAGGGAGCAGCUGCGCAGAGCUUCUGAGGAGAUCGAGGAGCUGAACUUUUACGAUGAGCGCCGGAAGAAGAGUGGCAAUGGUGAGGCUGUCGUGACAACGCACGCCGUGAAGUUACCAGGUGAGGACUGGAGCGUCGUUGUGCAGGAGCACCCUGAGGCGCUCCGGGAGGCCUUCGUUGCAGAUGUGAGCCAUGCAGGUCACGUGAACCGCGGCGAUGUGGAGCACAUCGCGUUUGGGAUGGGGAGCCUUUUGGCUACGGUGAGAGUACAACACGACGCUGAUGUCACCAUGAUGGAGAUGGACCGCCGUUUGCAAGAGUACGACUACCCCUUGACGAUGGAGCUGUACCGGCUGCGCCACGGACCAAAGCGCGGAGCUGACGCGGCGCUUGCGACCGUCGCCAAGCGAGACACGGAGAUCGCUGACCUGAGGGAGCAGCUGCGCGGAGCGAUGCGAGAAGCUGCAGCCAGCAGCGAGAUUUGUACCGCUCUGGAGAAGCCAGUAGAGGAAGCUGCACUGGAGAUCCGGGAACUCAGAGAGCAGCUCGCCAUCACGCAGCUUCGGCGAGAGGCACUGGAUGCCGAGUGCGCUGAGCUCGAGCAGGAUCUCCUCGACGUAGAGAGUUCUCGUGAGGCGAAUGUAUGGAAGCGCCGGGAGGCGUUGGAAGACCGUGGUAUUAGUCACUCAGCCAAGGACGCCGAGAUGGCUGACCUGAGGGAGCAGCUGCGUGAGGCCGAGGAGCGCGCGAGGGACGUGGAGGCGCAGCAGUCCGACAGGGACGCCGAGAUGGCUGACCUGAGGGAGCAGCUGCGUGAGGCCGAGGAGCGCGCGAGGGACGUGGAGGCGCAGCAGUCCGACAGGGACGCCGAGGUGGCUGACCUGAGGGAGCAGCUGCGUGAGGCCGAGGAGCGCGCGAGGGACGUGGAGGCGCAGCAGUCCGACAGGGACGCCGAGAUGGCUGACCUGAGGGAGCAGCUGCGUGAGGCCGAGGAGCGCGCGAGGGACGUGGAGGCGCAGCAGUCCGACAGGGACGCCGAGGUGGCUGACCUGAGGGAGCAGCUGCGUGAGGCCGAGGAGCGCGCGAGGGACGUGGAGGCGCAGCAGUCCGACAGGGACGCCGAGGUGGCUGACCUGAGGGAGCAGCUGCGUGAGGCCGAGGAGCGCGCGAGGGACGUGGAGGCGCAGCAGUCCGACAGGGACGCCGAGAUGGCUGACCUGAGGGAGCAGCUGCGUGAGGGCGAGGAGCGUGCGAGGGACGUGGAGGCGCAGCAGUCCGACAGGGACGCCGAGAUGGCUGACCUGAGGGAGCAGCUGCGUGAGGCCGAGGAGCGCGCGAGGGACGUGGAGGCGCAGCAGUCCGACAGGGACGCCGAGAUGGCUGACCUGAGGGAGCAGCUGCGUGAGGGCGAGGAGCGUGCGAGGGAUGUGGAGGCGCAGCAGUCCGACAGGGACGCCGAGAUGGCUGACCUGAGGGAGCAGCUGCGUGAGGCCGAGGAGCGCGCGAGGGACGUGGAGGCGCAGCAGUCCGACAGGGACGCCGAGAUGGCUGACCUGAGGGAGCAGCUGCGUGAGGCCGAGGAGCGCGCGAGGGACGUGGAGGCGCAGCAGUCCGACAGGGACGCCGAGAUGGCUGACCUGAGGGAGCAGCUGCGUGAGGCCGAGGAGCGCGCGAGGGAUGUGGAGGCGCAGCAGUCCGACAGGGACGCCGAGGUGGCUGACCUGAGGGAGCAGCUGCGUGAGGCCGAGGAGCGCGCGAGGGACGUGGAGGCGCAGCAGUCCGACAGGGACGCCGAGAUGGCUGACCUGAGGGAGCAGCUGCGUGAGGCCGAGGAGCGUGCGAGGGACGUGGAGGCGCAGCAGUCCGACAGGGACGCCGAGGUGGCUGACCUGAGGGAGCAGCUGCGUGAGGCCGAGGAGCGCGCGAGGGACGUGGAGGCGCAGCAGUCCGACAGGGACGUCGAGAUGGCUGACCUGAGGGAGCAGCUGCGUGAGGGCGAGGAGCGUGCGAGGGAUGUGGAGGCGCAGCAGUCCGACAGGGACGCCGAGAUGGCUGACCUGAGGGAGCAGCUGCGUGAGGCCGAGGAGCGCGCGAUGGACGUGGAGGCCCAGCAGUCCGACAGGGACGCCGAGGUGGCUGACCUGAGGGAGCAGCUGCGUGAGGCCGAGGAGCGCGCGAGGGACGUGGAGGCGCAGCAGUCCGACAGGGACGCCGAGAUUGAGCGUGUGAAGGAGCUUCUCAGCGGAGCGAUGCGAGAAGCUGCAGCCAGCAGCGAGAUUUGUACCGCUCUGGAGAAGCAAGUAGAGGAAGCUGCACUGGAGAUCCGGGAACUCAGAGAGCAGCUCGCCGUCACCCAGGUUCGGCGAGAGGCACUGGAUGCCGAGUGCGGUGAGCUCGAGCAACAGCUCCGUGAUGUUCAGAGUAGUGUUCUGGAGCGGCGGGAGGCGGUGGAAGACCUUUCCAUUAGUCACUCAGCCAAGGAUGCCGAGGUGGCUGACCUGAGGGAGCAGCUGCGUGAGGCCGAGGAGCGCGCGAGGGACGUGGAGGCGCAGCAGUCCGACAGGGACGCCGAGAUGGCUGACCUGAGGGAGCAGCUGCGUGAGGCCGAGGAGCGCGCGAGGGACGUGGAGGCCCAGCAGUCCGACAGGGACGCCGAGAUGGCUGACCUGAGGGAGCAGCUGCGUGAGGCCGAGGAGCGCGCGAGGGACGUGGAGGCGCAGCAGUCCGACAGGGACGCCGAGAUGGCUGACCUGAGGGAGCAGCUGCGUGAGGCCGCUGAGGGACAGCUGCGUGAGGCCGAGGAGCGCGCGAGGGACGUGGAGGCGCAGCAGUCCGACAGGGACGCCGAGAUGGCUGACCUGAGGGAGCAGCUGCGUGAGGGCGAGGAGCGUGCGAGGGAUGUGGAGGCGCAGCAGUCCGACAGGGACGCCGAGAUGGCUGACCUGAGGGAGCAGCUGCGUGAGGCCGAGGAGCGCGCGAGGGACGUGGAGGCGCAGCAGUCCGACAGGGACGCCGAGAUGGCUGACCUGAGGGAGCAGCUGCGUGAGGCCGAGGAGCGCGCGAGGGACGUGGAGGCGCAGCAGUCCGACAGGGACGCCGAGAUGGCUGACCUGAGGGAGCAGCUGCGUGAGGCCGAGGAGCGCGCGAGGGAUGUGGAGGCGCAGCAGUCCGACAGGGACGCCGAGGUGGCUGACCUGAGGGAGCAGCUGCGUGAGGCCGAGGAGCGCGCGAGGGACGUGGAGGCGCAGCAGUCCGACAGGGACGCCGAGAUGGCUGACCUGAGGGAGCAGCUGCGUGAGGCCGAGGAGCGUGCGAGGGACGUGGAGGCGCAGCAGUCCGACAGGGACGCCGAGGUGGCUGACCUGAGGGAGCAGCUGCGUGAGGCCGAGGAGCGCGCGAGGGACGUGGAGGCGCAGCAGUCCGACAGGGACGUCGAGAUGGCUGACCUGAGGGAGCAGCUGCGUGAGGGCGAGGAGCGUGCGAGGGAUGUGGAGGCGCAGCAGUCCGACAGGGACGCCGAGAUGGCUGACCUGAGGGAGCAGCUGCGUGAGGCCGAGGAGCGCGCGAUGGACGUGGAGGCCCAGCAGUCCGACAGGGACGCCGAGGUGGCUGACCUGAGGGAGCAGCUGCGUGAGGCCGAGGAGCGCGCGAGGGACGUGGAGGCGCAGCAGUCCGACAGGGACGCCGAGAUUGAGCGUGUGAAGGAGCUUCUCAGCGGAGCGAUGCGAGAAGCUGCAGCCAGCAGCGAGAUUUGUACCGCUCUGGAGAAGCAAGUAGAGGAAGCUGCACUGGAGAUCCGGGAACUCAGAGAGCAGCUCGCCGUCACCCAGGUUCGGCGAGAGGCACUGGAUGCCGAGUGCGGUGAGCUCGAGCAACAGCUCCGUGAUGUUCAGAGUAGUGUUCUGGAGCGGCGGGAGGCGGUGGAAGACCGUGGUAUUAGUCACUCAGCCAAGGAUGCCGAGGUGGCUGACCUGAGGGAGCAGCUGCGCAGAGCUUCUGAGGAGAUCGAGGAGCUGAACUUUUACGAUGAGCGCCGGAAGAAGAGUGGCAAUGGUGAGGCUGUCGUGACAACGCACGCCGUGAAGUUACCAGGUGAGGACUGGAGCGUCGUUGUGCAGGAGCACCCUGAGGCGCUCCGGGAGGCCUUCGUUGCAGAUGUGAGCCAUGCAGGUCACGUGAACCGCGGCGAUGUGGAGCACAUCGCGUUUGGGAUGGGGAGCCUUUUGGCUACGGUGAGAGUACAACACGACGCUGAUGUCACCAUGAUGGAGAUGGACCGCCGUUUGCAAGAGUACGACUACCCCUUGACGAUGGAGCUGUACCGGCUGCGCCACGGACCAAAGCGCGGAGCUGACGCGGCGCUUGCGACCGUCGCCAAGCGAGACACGGAGAUCGCUGAGCUUUAUCGGCGACUGUGUGAUUUGGAGGAUGAGGCGUCUGCUUUGAGACGGAACUGCGCAGAGGUUGCUGAAGCGAAGCAGAGGGGUCAGUCAGUCGAUGGCAGUAAUUUGGUGAUGAGGGAGGCAUGGGGUGUCCGGGAUGAGCGUGGAGGUGUCGCGGAGUUGACGGGGGCAGAUGCUGCCCGUGUUGAAGAGGUGAUCUUUCUGACGACGUCAGAGGAAUCACAGAGGGCGGAGCUGUGGCGCCGGAUGUUGGAGGAAGCGCUGUGGUUGUCGGAGCGGUGGACAGAGCUACUCGUUGUGUCGUACGAGGAUCGUUUACGCGCUGUAGAGCAGGAUCAUGAGCUCACUUCAAUAGAGUGCACUGACAUGCUGGAGAGGCUGGAGGAGUUCGUGAACUUGCUGGAGGCGGCCCGAGCGGCAGAGAGGGCUGCUGUGGACUCUCGCGACGACUGCGAGCGCGAGCUGCGCGUACUUCAGGAGCGAUAUGACCGUGAGGUGGCAGCGAACCAGCGCCUUUUUGUGCAGCGCGAGGGAAGAGCGGCUGGUGGGGUAUCAGGCACCCCUUCGUGGGCUGCAUAUGAUGUAGACAGCGAGGUCGAGCGUGACCGCAGUAUUGACGACAGUCUUAGCGAGCCGGACUACGGCGGUGAUGACGGUGCUCGAUCUCCGCCCGUGUCGCGGACUGGCCGGGACGUUGCCUCCGGAGGAUUGAGGGAGCAGUUGGAGCAACUCAAGCGCGAGAAGGAGGCACUUAUGAAAGAGCUAGAGGCGAAGGGUAUGCACUACCGCGAUGCACUGGGGCUUCUGAAUCAACACAUCAGUCAGCUCAUGGAAGAGCUCAGCUUGCAUCUGUGCGAUGGUGUGACUUCGGCCAACAAUGCCCGCGCCCUGCUACUUGAGAUUGCCGAGCUGCGGGCGGGGGCACAGGAGCGGACCGGCGCGGUAGCCAAAGGCGGCAGCACAAAUCGUAGCAGCGGCACAUCCGGACCUCUUCGCUAG